AUGUCGAAACUCGAGAACCGCGCCGACUGGGCCGACGACGAGGAGUUUGACGACCCCUCCGCGCUCCCCGCACAACAAAUCACAACCAACAAGGAUGGCACCAAGACGAUCGUAUCGUACCGCUUCAACGAUGACGGCAAAAAAGUCAAAGUGACACGCCGAAUCCGCACAACCAUCGUCAAGGAACACGUAAACCCACAGGUCGCCGAGCGAAGGGCGUGGAGCAAAUUCGGCCUCGAAAAGGGCCACCCACCCGGUCCUUCGUUUGAUACCACUUCUGUUGGCGAGAAUAUUAUUUUCAGGCCUAGCGUUAACUGGAAAGUGCAUGCCAAGGAGGCUGAGAAGGAAGGCGAGAAGGGUAGUGUGAAGGAGCAGCUCAAGGAUAAGAAGGUCAAAUGUCGUAUCUGUCAGGGAGAGCAUUUCACGGCUCGUUGUCCGUUCAAGGAUACUAUGGCACCUGUCGACGAGGGCGCUGGUGGUGCUGGUGCGGGUCUGGAUGACGAGGAGCCUGCUGCUGGUGGUAUGAAUACUGCUGGUGGAAGCUAUGUUCCUCCUCAUCUGCGCAAAGGUACUGCUGCGGCUGCUGCUGCUGCCGCGGGCGGCGGCGGCGGUGGCAAGUACGAGCGAGACGAUCUUGCUACUCUCAGAGUUACGAACGUAUCUGAAUUGGCCGAGGAGCAGGAACUCCGCGAUCUCUUCGAACGAUUCGGCCGCGUCACCAGAGUCUUCCUUGCCCGCGACAGAGAUACACAGAGAGCCAAGGGAUUCGCAUUUAUCAGUUUUGCAGACCGAAGCGAUGCAGCGCGCGCCUGCGAGAAGAUGGACGGAUUCGGUUAUCGCCAUCUCAUUCUGCGGGUGGAAUUCGCCAAGAGGACUUCAUAA
Molecule: messenger RNA, 882 nt
Organism: Talaromyces amestolkiae
Lineage: Eukaryota; Fungi; Ascomycota; Eurotiomycetes; Eurotiales; Trichocomaceae
Exons: 4
Coding region: 1-882 (293 amino acids)
Cellular component (GO): eukaryotic translation initiation factor 3 complex; cytoplasm
Molecular function (GO): RNA binding; translation initiation factor activity
Source: RefSeq, a predicted model, not a curated record